Messenger RNA from Nelumbo nucifera (sacred lotus), 1580 nucleotides. It is a transcript of the gene EER5, whose product is annotated as proteasome family protein. Gene Ontology annotation, molecular function: double-stranded DNA binding; RNA binding. The record is from RefSeq and is a predicted model, not a curated record. NCBI's taxonomy places the organism in Eukaryota, Viridiplantae, Streptophyta, Magnoliopsida, Proteales, Nelumbonaceae. Gene Ontology annotation, cellular component: transcription export complex 2. Gene Ontology annotation, biological process: post-transcriptional tethering of RNA polymerase II gene DNA at nuclear periphery; transcription elongation by RNA polymerase II; poly(A)+ mRNA export from nucleus.
GUGUCGACCGACCAACCCCGAGACAUAUUGCUUCAUAUCGGACCAGUUAAAACCAAACCCGUCGAAAGGGGAAGAGACUAGAGAGGGUCUGCGCCAUAGUCGUUGUGUUGCAGUUGCAGACAUGGCAUACCUAAGCAUGGGAGAAGCUCACAGACGAAUCGCCGACUAUCUCAGUCGCUUCUCCGAAGCCGUGUUGUCUCAAGACGGAUCCUCACUGAAGCCGCUUCUCUCCGUCUCAUCCAACUCCCCUAUUCUUUUCUCCCUCGCCGACGCUCUCAACGUCUUCCAGGACGCAAAUAGGUUGAUCAAACAGUCUGAUCGAUAUUCGCAGCUGGCAGAAAUCUUAGUCCCUCUUUUCCGCUGCCUGCAGAAUUACAGAAUCGAACACUUGGUUGAUGCGUACACUGCCUUCGAGAAAGCUGCAAAUGCUUUUCUUCAAGAAUUCCGUAAUUGGGAGUCUGCGUGGGCUAUGGAAGCAAUGUACGUUAUUGCCUACGAAAUUAGAGUUCUUGCAGAGAGGGCCGACAAGGAACUUGCUUCGUAUGGAAAGAACCCAGAGAAGCUGAAGGGAGCUGGUUCGUUCUUGAUGAAAGUGUUUGGGGCUCUUGCUGGGAAAGGCUCCAAAAGAGUUGGAGCAUUAUAUGUAACUUGCCAGUUAUUUAAAGUUUAUUUUAAGCUUGGUACAGUGCAUCUUUGCCGAAGUGUGAUAAGAAGCAUUGAAACUGCUCGAAUUUUUGACUUUGAGGAAUUCCCUGUAAGAGAUAAAGUCACUUAUAUGUAUUAUACGGGCCGCUUGGAAGUUUUUAAUGAAAACUUUAUUGCUGCUGAUCAGAAACUAACAUAUGCCUUGACGCACUGCGACCCUCAACGUGAAGCAAACAUAAGGUUAAUCCUUAAAUACCUCGUACCUGUGAAGCUUUCGCUAGGCAUUUUACCCAAAAGGCGGCUCCUGGAGAAGUAUAACCUGGUUGAGUAUAAUAAUGUGGUGCAAGCAUUAAGAAGAGGUGAUCUCCGGCUUCUUCGACAUGCUCUCCAAGAGCAUGAAGAUCGAUUCUUGAGAUCGGGUGUAUAUCUUGUCCUGGAGAAAUUAGAGCUCCAAGUUUAUCAAAGGCUGGUAAAGAAGAUCUACAUAAUCCAAAAGCAGAAAGACCCCAGCAAAGCACACCAGGUGAAAUUGGAAGUUAUUGUUAAAGCCUUGAAAUGGCUCGAGAUGAACAUGGAUGUAGAUGAGGUGGAAUGUAUAAUGGCCAUUCUAAUAUAUAAGAACCUUGUCAAGGGGUACUUCGCUCACAAGAGUAAAGUGGUUGUCCUCAGCAAGCAAGAUCCUUUCCCCAAAUUAAAUGGUAAGCCAGUCAAUUCAUAGGGGAAUUUUCUUAUUUUCAUUUCCUCCUGGGGAUUUAGGAUGUAACUUAUGAAGGAUGAUAUUUUGAUGGUUAUGGUCAAAUUGGUUGUAAUUUCAUGUAAUUGAAGCCCAAUUUUUCAAGGCCAACGUGGCUGAGCUCUGUUACUAGACACUGUUUUGAUUUGGCAUGCCUAUGUUGCCUGGUAUUAUAACCAAUGAGCAGGCGAUAAGUUGGAAA